Messenger RNA from Mesorhabditis belari, 741 nucleotides. Lineage: Eukaryota; Metazoa; Nematoda; Chromadorea; Rhabditida; Rhabditidae. The record is from the annotation of a GenBank genome assembly.
AUGGACGCGAGAUCAAUCGCCUCAUCGAUGAACUCGUCAAGACCAUUCUCUCCAUUUGAGCCCAAGGCUAGCACUUUGGAUUCGCCGUUGCAUCGAUCUGCGACAACCAGCCGAAUGCUAACCCCAACACCGCCACGAGCUUUUGGAGGCACUAUUUAUAUGAUGAAAGACGAGCACGAAAGAGAAAGACAACGAUGGCAAACGAGGAUGGAAGAGAUCGAGGAGAGGCUGGCACUGUCGGAGACGCUCAACUCUGACAUGAACAAUAUCAAAGCGGAUUUGAACAAGAAAAUCGUCGAAUUGGAAAAAACACAAAAACCGAUCGGCGAUCAGAAUCGAAAGUUGGCGGAACGGAACAAAAACCUCUCGCAUGAACAAAAAAGAAUCGAAAAAGAGAUGGCUGAGAUGAAAGACGCGUUGAUCACCAUUCGUGACUCGCAUGAUCGGUUGACCAAAGAGAACGCUCAUUUACGAGAGAAACGCGUGUUCCCACAAGAGAAAAUGGACGAGCUGGAGCGAUUGAGGACACAGAUCUUGGAGCACUCGAAAUGCAUCACCGCGUUGCGACAGAGUGGAUUGGAAAAAGACCGCCGCUACGAUGUGAUGGUCCAAAAAUUCAAACGACUCAAGAAAUGCAUCCGAAAAACGUCCGAAGAACCCGGUGACGACAAUCGGAGCACUGUGGAGUCUACAUGUUCUGAGGGAAAGCUCACUGUCGUUGGACCCGAUUUUGGAGGACUU